This is a messenger RNA of Notodromas monacha, 591 nucleotides long. Lineage: Eukaryota; Metazoa; Arthropoda; Ostracoda; Podocopida; Cyprididae. The record is from the annotation of a GenBank genome assembly.
AUGCUCGCGAUUGAUGCACAAGUUACAUUCGGGUCCGGUAAAAAUCCCGAUUUUCCCUUGGGCGCUGAAUACAGCAGUCCUACGGAAUUCACGAACAACCACGAAAAGGACUUCACGAAAUACCGGAAUCAACCUGCGGAAAGUAGUCCUGCGACCGGCAGCGACAUAAAAAAUGGCGCAGCAAACAAUUUGGCUCGCAUUGAACACGUUUCCGGGUCGCACGUGACGAUUGACUACUCACCCACGCUCCAGGACCAGAAGCUUCUUCGGGAGACAAAACCCGGGGUUUCCGGGACAUUCGUCGUUCGCUACGACGUGGAUCAUUCUCCGAUCGGCGAGCUUUAUGUCGUUGAUGGAUACUUCGUUCACUAUUUGGCACCCGACGCAACUCCUUACAAACCAAUGCCCAAACACGCGGUCUUCGUCAUUGACACCAGCGGAUCCAUGUUUGGCUUUAAAAUGGAGCAAACCAAGGACGCCAUGAAGACCAUCAUCAAGGAAUUGACGAUCAACGAAGAUUACCUAUCAAUCGUCACUUUCAGCUCUGGUGCGAGGACGCAAAGGUACGUCAACCUGUCGAGGUGUUGGUAG